Aspergillus wentii DTO 134E9 is the source of this 1811-nucleotide messenger RNA. Its product is annotated as putative choline transport protein Ctr. The record is from RefSeq and is a predicted model, not a curated record. NCBI's taxonomy places the organism in Eukaryota, Fungi, Ascomycota, Eurotiomycetes, Eurotiales, Aspergillaceae. Gene Ontology annotation, biological process: transmembrane transport. Gene Ontology annotation, molecular function: transmembrane transporter activity. The transcript is spliced from 3 exons. Gene Ontology annotation, cellular component: membrane. Bases 153 to 1712 code for a protein of 519 amino acids.
UUUUUUAGAGUUGUCCCUCGCGAUUUCCGUGCAGCACCUUCGAUCCGGUCCCAAUAUCCGCCGAGCGACUUGCCGUGUUGCCCUUGCACCAAUACCCUUUUUAAACUUGCAUUUCGUCAUAUCUCACUGACCUCUUUCAUUUGUCUGGCACAAUGGCUGAGCUCGAUAUAGAGAAGAAGGCCAGCGUGAGGCCCACAAACAGCAACGAGAAUGCCUCCGGAGCUGAGAACACCGAUGCGUCGAAGUUGGCUGAGAUGGGUUACACCCAGGACUUGAAGCGCAAUUUCAACGUGAUUUCUCUCAUUGGUAUUGCAUUUUGUAUGUCCAACUCAUGGUUCGGUAUCUCAGCCUCUUUGAUCACCGGUAUCAGCUCUGGAGGAACUGUCCUUAUCGUUUACGGUCUUCUCUGGAUUACCUUUAUUUCACUUUGUGUUGCCUCUUCGCUGUCGGAGCUUGCCAGUGCCAUGCCGAACGCUGGUGGACAAUAUUUCUGGACCAAUGAACUCGCCCCCAGGAAAUACGCCCGCUUUAUCUCCUACCUGACCGGUUGGUUUGGAUACGCGGGUGCCAUUUUUGCCUGCGCCAGUGUCGCUCUCAGUCUUGGGUCCGCUGGUGUGGGAAUGUGGCAGCUGGGUCAUCCUGAUUUUGUUAUCGAGCCGUGGCACACUGUGGUUGCAUAUGAACUCAUCAACUUUUUCUGCUUCCUCUUCAACUGCGUUGGUAAAUCGUUACCUGCAGUUGCAAAGGCCACUCUUUACAUCUCGCUGGUCUCCUUCGUUGUGAUCCUGAUCGCGGUUCCUGCCUGCGCUCGCCCCCAUGCAAGUGCAUCCUAUGUGUUCGGUCACUUCGUCAACUCGACUGGCUGGAAGUCCGAUGGAAUCGCCUUCAUUGUCGGUCUGAUCAAUCCCAACUGGAUCUUCGCCUGUUUGGACUCCGCCACCCACUUGGCCGAGGAGGUGCCUCAGCCGGAGAGAAACAUCCCUAUCGCCAUCAUGGCUACUGUUGCUAUCGGUUUCACCACCUCUUGGUUCUACUGCCUUGCCAUGUUCUUCAGUUUGAAGGAUCUGAACUCGCUGUUGAACACCUCCACUGGCGUCCCAAUUUUGGAGCUCUACUACCAGGCCCUGCAAAAUAAAGCCGGUGCUAUCGUUUUGGAGACACUGCUGUUGGUGACUGGGAUGGGAUGUCUGAUUGCCUGCCACACCUGGCAAUCGCGUCUUGUCUGGGCUUUCGCUCGUGACCGCGGUGUUCCCGGACACCAGUGGGUGUCGCAGGUCAACCACACUCUGGAUGUUCCCCUGGUCUCUCACGUCGUUAGCUCUGUGAUUGUCGGUCUCCUUGGUCUCCUCUACCUUGGAUCUUCCACUGCCUUCAACAGUAUGGUGACAGCCUGUAUCACUCUUCUGUACGUUUCGUACACCCUGCCCAUCCUCUGUCUCUGGCACCGUGGCCGCAACAACAUCCAGCACGGUCCAUUCUGGCUCGGAAAGCUGGGUCUUUUCGCCAACAUCGUGACCUUGUGCUGGACCAUUUUCUGCAUGAUCAUGUAUUCUUUCCCAUCCACCAUGCCGGUCAAGACAAGCAAUAUGAACUAUGUCUCUGCCGUGUACGGUGUUGUCGUCUUCAUCAUUAUCAUCGACUGGUUCGCUCGUGGAAGACGCUCAUUCCAAAGAAGUCGCAGCUACGAGGAGGAAGUCACAAGCUCCGAGUAAGGUCGAACUUUGAACUGGGAGGUGCCUUGGUUUCAUUUCUCCUGUAUUAUUUUGAACAUUUUGCAUAAGUUUUUGUCUGAAACUUGAAAAACAUUGCUG